This is a messenger RNA of Plectropomus leopardus (leopard coralgrouper), 2151 nucleotides long. Its product is annotated as glutathione hydrolase 7-like. Gene Ontology annotation, biological process: glutathione catabolic process. NCBI's taxonomy places the organism in Eukaryota, Metazoa, Chordata, Actinopteri, Perciformes, Serranidae. Gene Ontology annotation, cellular component: plasma membrane. Gene Ontology annotation, molecular function: glutathione gamma-glutamate hydrolase. The record is from RefSeq and is a predicted model, not a curated record.
UGCAGUUCAUGGAGUUUUACAAAAAGGAGACCUGUGAAGAACUGUUUUCUUAGCCUGCGAGUGAGUACAGUGAGGAUGGAUGUUUCUCCUGAAACCAAACUCAACAAGCAGUUACCAUCCAGUUAUAAUAGUUUUGCUGGUUCAUCACAGUUGGCUGAUAGCUCAUCUCCGAACUUCACCUGUGACCUGAAUGAAAACCAUGACCUCAGCCAUCUCCCAAAGGACAUCCCUCUGAAACAGCUGGCCUCUGGUAGCCCACAUUUAUUAGACGGCAGCGUGUCACAGCUCAAAGAGACAGACGAGGACUCCUCCACUGAGGACACACCCAUGCGUGUCUACGCUGCAUCUAUCACCUUUGUUAUUGCAGUGACCGUUGCUCUGAUCUUACGUAUAUAUCUCGGGGAGUGUCUGGUGUUUGUAAAAGGUGUGGUGGUGUCAGAUCAUGAGCGCUGCACUGCACUCGGACAGAUAGUCCUUCGUGAUGGUGGAUCCAGCGUGGAUGCAGCCAUCACUGCCGCUCUGUGUUUGGGUGUUGUGCAUCCACAUGUGUCAGGUGUUGGUGGCGGCGGGGUAAUGCUAGUUCAUGACAGCCAUAAGAACAACACCAGUGUGAUUAACUUUCAGGGGACUGCACCCAAAACACUCAAAGUGGAGAUGCUGCAAAAUGCUUCAGAGUUAAAGGCAGGUCUGCAAGUGGGAGUACCAGGUAUGCUUAGAGGGUUACACCGUGCUCACAGCCAGUAUGGAAGUCUAUCAUGGGAAGAUGUGGUCUCAAGAGCUGCUGCUGUUGCCAAGGAAGGUUUCAAUGUGUCUUUCAGUCUUGCUGAGGCUAUGUCAAAGGUAAAGGGUGAGCAGCGGUCACAACGAUUUAGGGACAUGUUCCUUCCAGAUGGCAAAGCUCUGCUUCCUGGUUCAUUUCUGAGGAUGUCCGGUCUGGCUGGAGUCCUCGAGGCGGGUCUGUUGAACUUCUAUGAUGGGAAUUUCUCACAAGAAAUAGAGGAGGAGGUUCGAGCUAAUGGAGGGGUCCUGAGCAGAAAUGACAUCAGUAACUACAGUGUACAAGUGGAGCAGCCAGUGGAAGGCUUUUACAAUGACUCAGUUAUUCAGGUUCCUCCUCCACCAUCUGUUGGUGCAGCACUGAUAUCAGUGGUCAACCUUUUGAAAAGCCUCCAUCUCAAUGAGAGCAAUAACACUGAAAAUCAAAUACACCACUGGAUCGCUGAGGCUUCAAAAGGAGCUUUGGCUGUGGCUCGUGGUUUGGGUGACCCUAAAUACGACUCUUCUGUGACUGAGCUGCUCGCUGACUUGCUGAGUAAGAGUCAGGCUGAAAUCCUUCAACAGAGGUUUAACUCCUCCCAUACACCUCCACCUGAGAACUACUCCAGUGUCCACUCCCCACACACAGAGCUGAGGGCUGGACAGGUAGCAGUCAUGGGACCAGAUGGCCUCGUGGUGUCAGUUGUAAGUUCCUUGAACGCACCAUUCGGAAGCAGAAUCAUAACACGGUCAGGAGUUAUUCUCAACAGCCUCAUCCUUGACUUCGCCUGGCCAAACAAAACACAAGGGCAAAUCUUUACCAACCAGAAAAACAGAGUCCAACCAGGAAAGAGGCCCCUAUCAUCUCUAAUGCCCACAAUAGUGGUGCCAGCAUGGAAUAAAUGUGGGAUCUACAUGGCACUGAGCAGCUCAGGUGGACAACAGAGUUUAAACGUGAUCACCCAGGUGCUGAUCAGUGCACUGUCCUCCCAUAAAGAGAAAAAUGACAGCCUCUCACAGAGACUUCUUGUUGACAUUGAGUUCCCAGAAGAGAAAGUGCAUGAAAAGGACCAUGUAGUUCAGAGAAAGAAGAUAAACUCUGCUGUCCAGGGGAUCCUGAGGAACAGAGACACCAUUACGCCUAUAACAGUACCUCAGUUAUCUGAUAGUUUAUUCUAGUUUUAUUGUUUUCAUUAACUUUGUUUUUUCAUAAAUAUCCUCAAAGAGCAUAUUAUGAAAUGGUAGCAUCUGAAUUGAAUUCUGAAGAUACUGUUGUAUUGUAUGACGAAAGUUUAUUGUUCUCCAGUGUUUGAUAUGUUAUGUUGUUUUGAUCAUCAGCCAGCAGAGGGCAGUCUUUCAACAGGUACUUUCUAUUAAGAAAGCAAAAUGUCUAUU